Messenger RNA from Cajanus cajan (pigeon pea), 804 nucleotides. Lineage: Eukaryota; Viridiplantae; Streptophyta; Magnoliopsida; Fabales; Fabaceae. The record is from RefSeq and is a predicted model, not a curated record.
AUGGAUGAAGCAACGCUAAUUAAUUUGGAUAACUUCAAGAGUAUUUUCCUUGAGAAGUAUUUUCCUAACGAUGUGAAGAGUCAAAAAGAGGUGGAAGUCCUUAAGUUGAAGCUAGGAGACGAUACUGUUGUUGAAUAUACUGCCAAGUUUGGUGAGCUUGUCCAUUAUUGCUCUCACUACCAUGGUGAGGAUGGUGAAAGGGUUAAGUGCAUUAAAUUCGUGAAUGGCCUUCUUCCUGAGGUUAAGAUGGUGAUCAACUAUCAGGAGAUCUAUCAUUAUCCAAUGCUCAUUAACAAGUGUAGGAUCUAUGAUUAUGAUAAUCGUGCACAUGCUACUUUCUAUAAGGGAGAUGGUUUUAUCUAUGAUGGGAGAUUUGGUGGCCAGAGUAGGAGUAAGCCUUACCUUGCUUUUGCCAAGUUUCAAGGGAAUCGUGCUAGAGAUAGUGGAAGCAAGUCUACUAGUAGAGGCUUUUUCAUGAAUAGUAUUGUUAGUGUAAGAGGCUUUGUUUCUACACCUAUUGAUAUAUGCAAGAAGUGUGGGCAAUGUGGGUAUGAACACUAUAACUGUCUUAACAAGGAGAUCAUGUGUUUUAACUAUAAUGGCAAGGGCCAUAUUAGUAUUCAGUGUUUGCAAUCGCCAAGGUCACACUUAAUUAGAGCGGGAGCUAGUUCUCAAUCUAGGCAUCCGAAGACUAUUGGAAUAGUAUUUUCUCUUAGUGAUGUUGAAGCUACUCAAUCUAAGAAUCUAAUACAAGUUGUGGAGAGUCCCACUAAUGGUCUCAUAACUACUUCUAAUAUGUCUUAA